Molecule: messenger RNA, 5250 nt
Organism: Amphiprion ocellaris (clown anemonefish)
Lineage: Eukaryota; Metazoa; Chordata; Actinopteri; Pomacentridae
Gene: abhd6b
Product: abhydrolase domain containing 6, acylglycerol lipase b
Exons: 10
Coding region: 4046-5068 (340 amino acids)
Source: RefSeq, a predicted model, not a curated record
GGCCGUCACUGACCAAAGGAGCUGUACGGAGAUGAAAUCAGACUUCCUGCUACCUCCUGUGGGUUUGUUUCCUCUGAAUCGCCAGCAUCUUCAUCCAGCUGGGCUCAUUUCAUCCCUGGAGACGAACACAGAGUGCACACAGUAUGUCUGAGGUAAUAUCUUCCUAAGUAUACUAUGUUUAGAUGUUACUGGAUUGGAAAUGUGUUUUUCUGAAUGUCUACUCCUGCCCUCCAGCAAAGGAUGUUGUUAAGGGUCUCAUAUCUGCUGUUUUGUCUUCCACUCGCUCUCCUGCACUGCGGAUGAUAUUUAAUGAAGCUGGUUGAUGCUGACAUCAGAGAGCCCAGUGUGUAUUCCUCAAGGGGGAGAGAGGUUUUUUCAGGUAAACUGUGUGCAUCUGGGGAAUAGUACUACAUGGAAAACACUUGGAUAGAAUAUAACCUGCAGUUUAAACUGUAUGACACAAGAAGGCCCUUGUUGGCCCUCUGGAGGUGCUGAACCACAUGACGCAAUCUUCUCAGAGGGAUAGUGUUUACUUUGUCACUGCAUUAUUUACUCAGGUAUCUAGCCCUUUAGCAGUCAAUAGUGUCUCUCAUUUAAUGGUUAAAGGGGUAUUCCAAUCAUUUUCAAACAAGAAGGUCAUCUUUUGAUCGUCACAUUUUCUGUUUUCUAAAGUUUGCCAAAAUAACAACAGUGAUGUCAUGAUUAUCUCUCCUUGAGCUCAAGACUGUCAAUCUGUAGCACAAAGCCUGUGUUACAAUUGGAGCAUAAGGAGUUACAAGAGAUGGGUAUUUAUUGGGCAUAGACCUAAGACUUUUUUUUUUUUUUUUUUUAAAGAAUCUUGUGAUUCUGGAUGUUCACCCUUUGGAAGUAGUGUUUUCAAAACUAAAGUAAGUUUUCUCAGACACAGAUCAGCAGCAGAAGUGGUAAGUGGGCUGCUUUUUGAUUUAAUUUAUUUUUAGAGUGGAUAAACAGAGAACCAAGUUGCACACAAAAACUUUCCCUAUAUGGUACAUUAGUCUGGGGUGAGUGUAAACAGAAAGAUGAUUUGGAUGAAGCUUCUAUCUGCCCAAAUAUCAAAUUAGUAACAUUUUCUAAUGCUAGUCCAUGAUUCCUUCAAGAGUUAGCAGUUAGCAGCUGUUCAUUUCAUUGCAGAACAUCCCAGAAUGGAUCCAGCUGAGUUCAUGUUCCAAAUCCACAAAUGAUCCACAAAUCAUGUUCCAACCACAAAUCAACUCCUGCAGAAUUUGUGACCAAACAGAGGCUAAAUGACACAAGUUACAGAGAGCCCUAGAAGUAUAGACAUCUCGACUUCUGUUGCUUUAAAUUUGACAGUUUCUUCUUGUUGUUUUUAAUUUGUCCCCUCUUAGCCCAAGCUUUAUGGGAGUGCAUGAAUUGCUGCAGUGGACUUUUAAGGGGAUUCAAAAAUGACACAAGCACAUGUAAAAGACCUCCUUUUAAGCAGAGCAACCCCCAUAGUUAUUUGUGUCUCCUUUGGGUCAUUCUGCAUCUUUUUCUAGUUGUUUGAUUGGAUUUCCAUCAAGAAAUGUUACUGAUCACUUCCAGCAGAGGCUCUGACCUUUCUGCUGGAGGUUUACAGAGCUAAACACUUAGUUCAGUUUGUGCCUUUAAGCAGGCUGACCACACUAACGGCUGCUUUGUGAAGAAAGUUGCAGCGCAUAUCUCCAUUCCUGACGUUUCUCCAGAGGAAAUCACUGACCCUGGAAGGAUGAGUCAUCCAUCAUGACACACCUGAUUCACAUUUCUGUGCUGCCACACUGGUUCUGUUAUGUUUGUUCCGCUGGCUUUGUUGUGUCAAGUAUCCGUCUCAGGAUAUAACGUGGUGACCAGGAUGAUGUAAUAUACCGUGCAUGUGACAUGGGAGCAGACUGAGGACAGCCCCUCCAUCCUAUAUAAACCCAAACAUGAGAAUCAUUCCCAUGCAAGGCCAGCCUCCCUGCACAGUUGCUGUGUCCAUUUGUUCUGCUCUAGUUUGCAUGUAGGUCAUCUGUAGUGGACCAGAGAUGCAGCAGAAUGGAAGCCAUACUCCGCAUUAGAUGGUGCUUUCACUGUGUAGUGUUAAACUUCAAAACGCUCUAAUUUACAUUUUUAUGAGUAGCUACAGUAAUUAAACCAAUUUCCAAAAUUCUAACACAGUAUGUCAGAUUGUUUUGUCAGACCUAUGAUUCAGGGUAUUUAUUGUUUAAAAAAGGUAAAUAAAUAAUGAAGUAUGCUUUUCAUAGCACAACUUCAUUCUUUUCAUUUUUUAAGCAUACACGUUGUGACUCAUCUAGCAAAUGAAUCCAGGGCUGCUUUGCAUAUUUAGUUUCUCUAUUAGCUGCAAGAAUGUGUGCUUCCCCCCUCGUCUGUAAAACAUUAAACUCAGCUGAAAAUAGAGAGAAAUAUUUAGGAAUGUGGCUAAUGUUUGCCCUGGUGGGGCCUGACAUCAUAAAAAUCUUGAAGAUUACAACUUAGCACAUGUAGCUGAGUCCUUCCAUGUUCAUAGUUUUUGUUAGCAGUUAUACUCUAAGUAGUCUGUAUCACAUAAAUAGGCCAAUGCAUGCAUAACACUGAUAUGGACAUUUGAAUAGCAACAAUUUAUUUAUUUUACCCAGCCAGGCGAUCUGCUGGGUCAAUAUCACGUCAGAUGUGCAGUAUGUUUGAGGAUCUAUGGAUUCACAAGCUCUGUUUCUUCCAAUCAGUCAAAGAAACUCCUUCAAAAUUCCUGCAAAGACAGUCUGAGACAGAGGUAGAAACCUGUACACCAAAGCUGCAUCAGAAGACUGCACCAAAAUCCCUGGAAGCUUCAUAACUGAAUCAGAAUCAGAUGAUUGAUGAUGUCUUGCAGUCUGUGAAGUAACUGGGACACUCUUCAGUCUGUCUCGAUCAUGACACCCAGUGCUGAAGCAGAUGGUCGCCCUCUUUGAGCCUGGUUCUGCUGGAGGUUUCUUUUUGUAAAAGGAAAGGUUUUUUUUGUAGAAUCAAUCCAGUCUGUAUUCAGUGAGAGAAAAAGAGUCAAAACUGUGAUUUAAAACAUUAUUUUCUGAUAACUAUCAAACAUGAAACACUUUGUUAAUGUGAAAAUUACAGUGAAAAGUGAUUUUUAAAAGUGUGCACAGUGCACAUUUUGUGAGAAUGUACUGUAAGAACCACUGUUAUAGUCAGCAGGUAACUUUUUUAAUUACAUAAUUUUCUUGAUUAAUCCAAAAAAAAAUGCUGCUCACUGGAGCUCUAGUGACAUCAAAAGUCAUGUUUUGUCCAAUAAACAUCCCAAAUCACACUAUAUUCAUCUAAUAGCAACUUAAGACCAAAAAAGGCAGCAAUUUCUUAUCCUUUAAAGUCUUGACAUAUCAAAUAUAUGGUAUUUUUUGGCUGAAAACUGUUGUUAAACUUAAUUAAUUGUCUAAAUAAUUGACUAUUCAGCUAGCAAACUAAUAGCUACAGCUCUAAUACAGAUUUACAGUAUGAUGUAUUCGUCCUCAGGUCAUGAGUCUGUACCUGUAUAAUCAGGUCAGUGAUUUUUAGCAGGUACCUCCUGGAGUGUAUGGAUGUUUCUGUUGCUGCUUGUGAGCAAAUGAGCUGUUAAAUUGCAUUCCUAUUUUCCAAGAGUCACUGUCUGCAACUUGGGCCAGAAAACAGAUCUCCAACACUUACUGUGUAAAGUACUACUGACUGUGUGCUAUCAGUCAGAAGUGAAACCUGGUCUGUGCGUUCACUUUAAAACAUUGACUGAAUCAUGUCAUGACCCGGUUUUCCCCAAUGACGAGUAAUUAUCGAUGAGUUUAUCCGGAGCAACCACAAUCUGAGAGGACUAACUGCACUCUGCAUAGUGGCAGUUUUUAUUUCAAAUUUUAAGAUAAGUUAAGAUACGUUAGCUGUUUAUACCAUUUAAACUCAUCAAAAAAUAUCAGGGAAGGAAAAUCGUGGCAUUUGCAUGUUGUCAAACUAAGAACAGGAUCACAGCUGAGACAGUGGUCUCAUGUGCCAGCCUGUGAUAGAAAAAGCAAGGAGGGGAAACUCAUCUGAAAAUUGUUUUGCUAGCUGAGCCAUGGCAGCUGAUCUCGAUGUGAUGAAUCUGUUCAUCAUUGCUGGGGGAACACUGGCUAUUCCCAUCUUGGCCUUUCUGGCUUCCUUCCUUCUCUGGCCCUCUGCGCUCAUUAAAGUCUAUUACUGGUACUGGAGGAGGACUCUGGGCCUGCAGGUUCGCUACGCAGACUGUGGAGGUUAUCGCUUCUGCUACUCAUACAGAGGGAAGCCUGGGUUGAGACCUUCCAUCUUAAUGCUGCACGGCUUCUCUGCUCACAAAGACAUGUGGCUCACUGUUGUCAAGUAUCUCCCUAAACAUCUGCACAUUGUGUGUGUGGACAUGCCUGGCCAUGAGGGGACGACUCGCACCAACACAGAGGAUUAUUCCAUUCAGGGACAGGUCACGAGGAUCCAUCAGUUUGUGGAAACAAUUCGUCUAAACAGGAAACAGUUUCAUCUGGUUGGAACCUCGAUGGGUGGAAACGUAGCCGGAGUAUACGCUGCCUGUUACCCCUCAGAAAUCUGCAGUAUGACUCUCAUUUGUCCAGACGGUAUAAGACAUCCAUGUGAGACCAAAUUUGACAAUCAUCUGCAGGAUCUGGAGCACAGCAAUUACACACUGAACAUCCCGCUGAUUCCCACGACACCCGAAGAGAUGGAGGACAUGUUCAGACUGUGUUCCCACGUUCGCUUUAAAAUUCCUCAGCAGAUUCUUCAAGGAUUGGUAGAUGUCCGGCAGCCUCACAACACAUUUUACCAAGAGGUAUUUAUGGAGAUUGUUGGUGAAAAUUCAAGAUACGCCUUACAGGAUCACCUGCAUCUGAUAACUGCACCUUUACAAGUGAUAUGGGGCAAACAAGACCAGGUGGUGGACGUCUCUGGAGCUACAGUCAUUGCAGAGAUGCUGCCUGGAUGCAGGGUGGACCUGUUGGAGAACUGCGGCCACUCUGUGGUGAUGGAGAGGCCUUGUCGGACAGCCAAACUCAUCCUGGAGUUCAUCAUCCUGCAGCAGAAUGCCAGAAGUGGCACAAAGAAAUCUUCCUGAAGCAAAGACUAUCAAUCAGCUGCUUUUAUUCUAAUGCUUGAUGUGUUUUUUUGUAGACAGAUGCACACACUACAUCAACGAAUGCAAUAGAAAAGAAUCACAAUGUCCUUGCAUUCCUUUAUAUGCCAUAAAUCACGUUUCAUUUGUAAUGUAUCGUGCUAAUAAAAAGUCCCGUGCACUGA